AUUAUUUCCUUUUCCCAGUAUCCUGCCUCAUUCCCGCCCUCCAUCAUAAAGAUUCUCCCCAAAUCCAGAACCACUUGGCUUAAGCUCUCCAGGGAGCCUUUUGGGUGGAGGUUCUUGACUGAUGCUGUGAGAACAUCAGAGUUCAACUUCUUCACUAUUCCAACAUGGACUUUGCCCAGUGAUUCUCCAGGGAGUUUCUAGGUCUUUGGUCCCAGACUGGGUUUCCAUCAUUGAUCCCUCUAGUUCUGAGAUUUCAGCAUCUUGGACUGUACAACUACUGGUUCCUCCAGCUCUCCAACCUUCAGACAGCCAUUGGGGACUAUCCAGUUUGUGAUUUUCACCAUGCCCUCCAUAUUUGAGCAUGUGACCAAGAAGAUGGUCAAAAAGCUUGGAGGCAAAGACUUGAGGCCCGUCAAAUCCCUGUUGGAUGCCACCCAUUUCCGUCAGUUCAGUAUAUUACGGAAGAAAUCUCGGUUCUGGAUUUGGGAACAACCUGACCUUCCAGUUGAAUACUCCCUCAUGGACAUCCCGGCUUCAGUUCCUGCUGUCCCAGAAGCUGUAGUGACAGGACCAUUCUUCUUCAGUGAUACUGUGAUCCAGAAACAGAAGGGAGAUGUGGGUGUCAAUGCUGGUGUAGAUGUGAGCAUGUCAGGGGAGGUUACUCAGAUGCACAAAUCCACCCUCGAGAUGCAGAAGGUUACCAUCCCAUCCCCAAACCUGGAAGGCCUUCAAAACAGCAAACUGUUGGAUCCAGAACCAUCCUUUCUGAAGUAUUGCCGGGAGACAGGGGACAACCUAUAUGUGGUGACAGAGGUUGUUGAGCUGACCAACACUAUCGAGCUCCUUGACAACAGUAGUGUGAAUGCUUCAGGAAAAUUCUCUGGCUCUUGGAAUACUUUAAUUAAGGGUGAAGCUGGGGCACAAAGUCUCAAGGCGAGAGAGACGACACUGACCAUCCCCCAGGGCACAGUGAUGGCCUAUAAGAGGAAGCAGCUGGUGAUCAAGGACAAUGGCGUCACCAUUCUUCUCAUCUCUACUGAUGCUAAGCAGAAAACCUUUCAAGAUGCUCUACUUCAGCCACAGGGGUUCUCAAGUGAGAGAACGAUUUUUAAAUCACGUCUGCGUGUAAUUCCCAUCCUUCCUGAAGGAAGAACAGAGGAACGCUUUUGGCGAGAUUUCAAGAAUCUACAACAGGAGGUUUUCUGGAAAACUAAGGAAUUGGCCCGGCUCCCUAAGGACGUGCGGGGUGUCGUGUUCUGCAACAUCCUGCCCAUGCUCAGGGACAGAGGAGCUCUGCAGGACCUGAUGGACAUGCUGGAAUUGGAGAGCUUGGGCCAUUUGGAUGGCCCUGGCAGUGUAAUCCUAAAUAAGCUGCUACAGGACCCGAGACUUCAGUGGGACAAGCCACAGGGUGGCAUUCUUUGCCUCCUUCAAGCCAUGAUGGUGCUGAGUGAUACCCAGCUCCAUCUACUGGCCCAGUCCAUGGAGAAGGGGAUUCUGCUCCAGCAACGAGAGUUGGUAAGGAGCAUCCUGGAGCCGAACUUCAGGUACCCUUGGAGCAUCCCCUUCACCCUCCCGCCAGAGCACCUUGCCCCACUGCAGGCGGAGGGCGUGGCUAUCACCUACGGUCUGCUGGAGGAGUGUGGCCUGAAGAUGGAGCCCGAUAGCCCCAGGUCAACCUGGGAUCUGGAGGCCAAGAUGCCCCUGUCCGCCCUCUAUGGGACUCUGUCACUGCUGCAGCAGCUGGCAGAGCCCUAAGCCCUCCCUGUGGCUGUCCUCAGUGGGCUUGGGAGACGUGCUGUGCCUCUUUGCUUUUCCAGGCAGGGUAGAGACAGGGAUCUGCAGAGACUCAAGGGAAUGUCCUAGGGUGAAGGGAAUUUGCUGUUCCUUGGCGUGGGCUUAUGUGACUGUCACAACCCUCAGUAAAGCAAAGCUCUGAGGUGAGAUGUUUGGGAACUGAUUGGAUGAGGCAGGCUCUGGCCUCCUCAGUUGAUUCACUGAGUGGACCACGGGGAGAUGGCUGAAAUGUAGGCAGGUGGGACAUGGUUGGAGGAAGUAGGUCACUGCGAGUCUGCCCUUGGGGACCGUGUCUUGUCCUCUCUCCCUGCUCCCUGAGUGCCAUAAGCCGAGCACCUUUCCUCUACCAUACCCUGUGCCAUGAUAUUGUGCUUCACCUCAGGCCUAGAGCAAUGGAAUCAGCUGACUGUGCAUAGAUACCACUGAACCUGUGCGUCAAAAUAAAUCUUUUCUCCUCAG
Sciurus carolinensis (gray squirrel) is the source of this 2256-nucleotide messenger RNA. It is a transcript of the gene Gsdmc, whose product is annotated as gasdermin C. The transcript has 14 exons. Lineage: Eukaryota; Metazoa; Chordata; Mammalia; Rodentia; Sciuridae. Gene Ontology annotation, biological process: pyroptotic inflammatory response; defense response to bacterium. The record is from RefSeq and is a predicted model, not a curated record. Bases 343 to 1758 code for a protein of 471 amino acids. Gene Ontology annotation, molecular function: phosphatidylinositol-4,5-bisphosphate binding; phosphatidylserine binding; phosphatidylinositol-4-phosphate binding.